Messenger RNA from Symbiodinium sp. CCMP2592, 633 nucleotides. NCBI's taxonomy places the organism in Eukaryota, Dinophyceae, Suessiales, Symbiodiniaceae. The record is from the annotation of a GenBank genome assembly.
AUGGCGGCCCCAGCAGAACCCGUGUACACGACCAUGCCGGCCUACACGACCGAGCCGAUGCCGGCUUACACGACCAUGCCGGCCUACACGACCGAGCCGAUGCCGGCUUACACCUACCAGCAAGAUGCCGGCGUGCCGGUGACCUACGCAUCGUCGCCCUACACGAUCUCGGCAGGAGCCUACACCAUGCCAAGCAUGCCAGCUUACUCGCCGCCGGUCUACAGCGGCUUGGACCAUACCAAGGGCAAAUGGUUCGCACCCGGUGAGGCGCUUCCCCCCGGCUUCGUCGUCACCUCCCACCCGGAGGGUCACACGGCACCCCAGGCAACCCACGACAUGACGGACAUGGCUCGCGAGAGCUUUGUGGUGACCGGCACAGCAGCCAGCUCUGCCUUGCCCAAGGCCGAUGGGCAGACGCCGCUGGUGUGGACGGAGGAACUGAAUUGCCUGGAGAGCCUGCAGCUGGCUGCGACGCUCCCAAGAACAUCAAGUUCGGCUUUCAGUUCAUGCAGGUCGGGAACUUCCGCAUCGGUGCCUAGGACGGCCAUCACUUUUCAGUGGCUGGCAAGGAUUUCAGCGUGGCAUCACCUUCGCAGACAGGUUCAUUCAGCUCGGCGAUUUCCUGAUUGGUGA